AUGACCAGCACUGACGCUGCAAGGGACCAAUUCUACGAGGACAUGCACGCCCUCCUGGUAAUUUCGCCGAAGGCGUAUAAGUUGAUUGUCCUUGGUAAAUUCAACGCCCGCGUCGGCACAGAUCAUGCUGUCUGGAUCCCCAUGGUCUCCACGGCUCUAACGACAAUGGUCUGUUCCUGCUACAAAGCUGCACAGAACGCCGUCUCAUCCUGAUCAACACCUUCUUCCGCCUCCCGGUGCGAGAGAAGGCAACCUGGAUGCACCCUCAGUCGCGACACUGCAUCUGAUGGGCUAUGUCCUCGUCCGGACGGAGGCGAGACCAGCGGGACGUGCUGGUGACAAAGGCGAUUCCGGGUGUCGAAGGGUGGGUUGACCAUCGUCUCGUCAAAAAACGAGGUGACUUACUGGAUCUCUAAAGCCAAUCAGGCUAUCGACCGGCUGCAGAACUCUGUAUCGAAUCGCUACGGUCAACACCUCAGCACUAAAAUGACGACUUACAAAGCGGUCAUCUUGGCAACUUUGCUGUGUGGCACGGAGACCUGGACAGUCUACGAGAAACAGGCAAGAAAACUUGAGCAAUUCCACAGCAGUUAUCUCCUGCGGAUACUGAAGCUAGGGUGGCAGGACAAGAUUCCGGACAGGGAAUUUUUGAAACACUGCAAUUAUCAUUUUCCACGCUAUGCUGAGGCAGCAGUAACUGUGAUGAAGCGGCCACCACUUGAAUAUGGGCGAUGAGCGACAGUCCAAACGAUUCUUCUAUGGAGAUUAAGCCAAGGCUGCUCGCCAACAAGGUGGCCAAAUCCGUCGCUACAGGGGCACUUGGAGAACUCAUUAAAGCGACUGCAACGCUAUGUUGGUUCUCCCCGUGACAAGGACGUUUCCGGAAUCCAACUCCAGCACCUUCCAUUGACUACUGGCAACGGCAUCAUUCUAUGCGACGUCUCCACCACUUCCCAUUGUCCCUUUGUGUCGCCAUCCCUCCGCCGAAAAGUCUUCUCCUCUCUGCACAACCUAUCGCACCCUGGAAGUCGAGCAACCGACAAGCUGGUUUCGGACCGCUUCAUCUGGCCUGGAAUGUCCCAGGACCUCAAAGCAUGGACACGGGUUUGUAUCGCCUGUCAACGGAGUAAGGUCCGGCGGCACAACAGGGACACAAGUGGCACCUUCCCCGGCCCUGGUGCAAGGUUCAGCCACGUUCACCUGAACAUUGUAGGUCCCCUGCCUCUGUCCAAUGGCUGUUCUUAUCUCCUCACCCGUGUGGAUCGGUCCACCCGGUGGCCUGAAGCAAUUCCCCUGCCUGACAUUGCUGCUCCAACGGUGGUCAAGACUCUUCUCAUUCGUUGGUUUGCCAUCUUUGGUGUACCCUCCACAAUUACGACUGACCGUGGUGCCCACUUUGAGUCUAACCUCUUCCAGUCUCUCCUCUCCUUUUUAGGCUGUACUCGCAUCCGGACGACAGUCUAUCACCCGGCUGCCAACAGGAUGUUCGAGCGUUUUCACCGACAGCUGAAGGCCUCUCUACGUGCCGCAGCCGAUCGGGAGAACUGGACGGACCACCUUCCUCUGGUGUUGUUGGGUAUCCGCUCCGCUCCUGAGCCAGACCUUGGUUUUUCCGCAGCUGAACUGGUGUUCCGCGCCACCGUCCGACUGCCCGGUGAGAUGAUCUCGCCAAUCCCGCGAGGUUCGGUUGAGGAUCCCAACAACCUCCUGCAUCGCCUCCGGCAGUUUAUUUGGACACAUUCUUUGGUUCCGCCCAGGUCCUACGCCUCUCCGUCCUAUCUCGAGAAGAACUUGGCAACCUGCUCUCACGUCUACCUUCGAUGUGAUCGAGUCCGCCGGCCUCUGGAACCGCCCAAUGACGGCCCAUUCCAGGAGUUCACUCGGGAACAGGGACACUCCGCCUUCAACGCGGCAAUCGUGAGAAGGUCGUGA
Spirometra erinaceieuropaei is the source of this 1932-nucleotide messenger RNA. Lineage: Eukaryota; Metazoa; Platyhelminthes; Cestoda; Diphyllobothriidea; Diphyllobothriidae. The record is from the annotation of a GenBank genome assembly.